Molecule: messenger RNA, 456 nt
Organism: Magnolia sinica
Lineage: Eukaryota; Viridiplantae; Streptophyta; Magnoliopsida; Magnoliales; Magnoliaceae
Exons: 1
Coding region: 1-456 (151 amino acids)
Molecular function (GO): RNA-DNA hybrid ribonuclease activity; nucleic acid binding
Source: RefSeq, a predicted model, not a curated record
AUGGGUAAUCCUAGGCCAGCUGGGGGCGGUGGGAUCGGCUGGGAUGCAUCCGGGGGCUUACUUUUCGCAUUCUCCCAUGGCUAUGGUACGACAACCAACAACAAAGCAGAACUCCGGGCCCUUCACGAUGCUAUGAAAAUCUCUAUUUGUCGGGGAUACAAUCGGAUCUUCCUCGAAUUUGACUCUAAAUGCAUGGUGAACGCAUUCAUUGGCAAAUCCUCCCCUACCUGGAAAUGGAGAUAUUGGUGGACGAGGAUUAGAGCAUUGAGAAUUGGAGGUACUUUUCUGAUUUUUCGUGUCCCAAGAGAAGUUAACGGCCCGGCUGAUGAGCUGGCGAAGGCAGCUACCACAUCCCAACUUAACUUCAUGUACCUCUCCCCCUCGAAGCUCCCGAUCCGAGUCAAGGGCCUUUAUCGAUUAGAUCAGUUGGGAUUUGGUUCUGUUAGAGAGACCUGA